GCCAACUCGAUUUGAUUUAAAUAGACGCGCGUCCGCUUCGCGCUUGUUUUUAAAGAAACGAACGCUGGCGUCAGUGGUUGAUUCUAGAUUCUUUUGCGCAAUUUCGGACCAUGUGAUGUGAUUUUUUCGAUUUUUUUUUGAUUCGGGACACUUAAAGUGAUAUGAGCGAUACGAUGGUGGCGAGAAACAUGACUUUGCAGGAUGUUGCGACUUAUUCGGGGUACUUACAGCAGGUUCCUGCCGAGGAAGAGAGGAAUUUUUUGUCCUUGGAAGGGUUAAAGCCUGUUAUGGUGCAACAGGGUGGUAUUCAACCUCAUAUACAGCCUUACCAACCGACUUAUUAUGAAUUGACGAAUUUAGUCCAGAAUGCCCCAUGUUCUUCAACUGCGGUAUCUUAUCCGCCAUCUGUAGCUAGCUCAUCGUGCGCCUCCACCAUGAUGGACGUUCAAGUAGCUGAGCCUCCUCCUCCAUCUACCAUACGAAAGAAACGGAAAGCUUCAUCUCAUGACGUCAGCGAGAUGGAUGAAGAAAUGGCCGAGGAUGCCAAAUCGACCAAGACAGACGAAAACAAGAAACAAAAUCACAGCGAAAUCGAAAAAAGACGCAGGGACAAGAUGAACACUUACAUCACCGAACUGUCCUCUCUGAUUCCCAUGUGUAAUGCCAUGUCCAGGAAGCUGGACAAGCUCACGGUGUUGCGUAUGGCGGUCCAACACGUGAAAACCAUAAAGGAGUCUCUUAAUUCCCAGACAGAAGGCAAAUACAAACCCUCGUUUAUGAGCGACGAAGAAUUGAAGAAACUUCUUUUACAGAUAGCUGAUGGAUUUCUGUUUGUUGUUGGAUGCGACCGUGGUCGAUUUUUGUUCUUGUCCGAGUCCGUUUCCAAAGUGUUGAACUACACCCAGGCUGAUUUGUUGGGUCAAAGUAUCUUCGAUAUCAUUCAUCCCAAGGACGUGGCCAAGGUCAAGGAACAGCUGACAUCAUCAGAUAUGAGUCCUAGAGAAAGACUGAUCGAUGCCAAAACAAUGUUGCCAGUGAAGACAGACGAGCCCGAAAAGAGUUCUAAGUUUUGUACGGGUGCAAGAAGAUCAUUUUUCUGCCGAAUGAGGAGCAGAACAGAACCACAAAAAAAGGAUGAAGCAGAGACAUCAACAACAGCCGGUAAUCGCAGAAAAAACAAACAGUUGGCUGCCGAAAGGAAAUACAGUGUGAUCCAUUGCACGGGCUAUUUAAAAUCAUGGCCGCCAGCACAGAUUGGACUGGAAAAACACGACGAUCCGGAUAUGGACACCGGAUGCAACUUGUGCUGUUUGGUGGCCAUAGGUAGAAUACUUCCUCACAUUUCAACAGUGGCUGCGAACCAUCAUCCUAAUGCAGCACCUAUCCAGUUCGUUUCUAGGCAUGCUCUUGAUGGGAAAUUCACCUUUGUUGAUCAAAAUGCCACUUUGAUUUUGGGAUUUGUACCUCAAGAGCUACUAGGUACCAGUAUGUACGAGUAUUAUCACCAAGACGAUAUAUCUGCAGUAGCAGAACGACACAAGAUGGCGUUGAAAACUACAGAGUUUGUUCACACUGGCAUUUACAGGUUUCGUACAAAGGAAGGAAAUUAUAUACGUUUAGAGACCGAUUGGAGACAGUUUAUGAAUCCUUGGACGAAAGAAAUCGAAUAUAUGAUGGCCAAGAAUACACUAGUGGUAAGUGAUUUUCGCAAUAAGGAGAGUACCGCAAGUGGUACACAAGUCUCGCAGGACAUGUAUGACUUUUUUACUAAUCCUACUGAACAAAACAUACAGAGAUUGAUCAACACUCAAGUGGAAGCAAGCAAGAUUGGUCGUGAAAUAGUAGAUCAAGUUACGGACCUGCAAAGAUCCGAGAGCCCCCAGCAGCAAACGUCAAUGUCAAAUGUGUCAAAUAUCGGGGAAACGAGAAAUUUGACAAAUAUCGAGACACACAUACCAUCCACCAGCAACAUCCAACCCUGCGACCUCUACACCACCCCUCCACCUCCAGUGUUGCCAGACUUCACCUCCACCCUCCAAGACCAAUACUCCAUCCCCGUCGCCAGGGACGACACCAUGGCAGACUUCGCCGAUAUCAACGUGGCACCGUUACAACUACCGCUACCGCAGCAACAACAGCCGCAAACAUCGAUGAUGCCCGACCCUGGUAAACACACCCGCACGCUCAACCCAACCGCUUUUGUUGUAGACUAUCCCUAUGUUGCCAAAUACCCCCUGCCCCACACGCUUUACCCAGUAUCUCCCCAGUUAAAAAAGCUCAAAGUCGAUGUUAGCUACUCGAUACCGCCAGAUACUCAUCGCAAGUACUCACCGCUAGUUCUAGGCGCUGGACCGAGUCCUGCCGAAGGAUCCUCUUCGGGUUUUGUCGCGGACAUGUUGAAUCCAGUCCCUGGAUGUGCUUCGGGACCGGUUCAGCAGCAUCACACGAGCCAGGAAGGGAACGACGAGGCGGCCAUGGCUGUGAUCAUGAGCCUGCUCGAAGCUGACGCUGGAUUGGGAGGACCUGUGGAUUUUUCUGGAUUGCCCUGGCCCUUGCCUUGACCGGAUUGAAGGGAUAAGGAAGGGUUUAUGUUAUUAACGUUAUUUAUUACGGCUGAGUGUGUAUAUGUGUGCUUGUUGAAUUAAAUGUUGCUCAUCAAUUAAACUGAGUUUUAUUUUACUAAAUCUUUUGCUA
Molecule: messenger RNA, 2694 nt
Organism: Sitophilus oryzae (rice weevil)
Lineage: Eukaryota; Metazoa; Arthropoda; Insecta; Coleoptera; Curculionidae
Gene: cyc
Product: protein cycle
Exons: 13
Coding region: 162-2561 (799 amino acids)
Biological process (GO): regulation of transcription by RNA polymerase II
Cellular component (GO): nucleus; transcription regulator complex; aryl hydrocarbon receptor complex
Molecular function (GO): RNA polymerase II cis-regulatory region sequence-specific DNA binding; protein dimerization activity; DNA-binding transcription factor activity, RNA polymerase II-specific
Source: RefSeq, a predicted model, not a curated record